Messenger RNA from Acipenser ruthenus (sterlet), 5307 nucleotides. Its product is annotated as solute carrier family 12 member 6-like. The coding region runs from base 1560 to 5072 and encodes 1170 amino acids. Gene Ontology annotation, cellular component: membrane. Gene Ontology annotation, biological process: chloride transmembrane transport; potassium ion import across plasma membrane; cell volume homeostasis. Lineage: Eukaryota; Metazoa; Chordata; Actinopteri; Acipenseriformes; Acipenseridae. The transcript has 25 exons. The record is from RefSeq and is a predicted model, not a curated record. Gene Ontology annotation, molecular function: potassium:chloride symporter activity.
GCAGGGAGAGAAACUAGCUACGAGAGCGUGAGCCAGGCUUGGGGACUCGGGAGCGCGCGGCUCUGAAUAAUCGUCAGCGUGGAACAAAAUAGAAGAACCGUCCCGACAGCGAAGCAUGGAGACGAUAAAAAACUACGAUUAUUAAUUAUUAAAUAUGAAUAUCGAGCCAAGACUGGAGUCUGUACAAGCCGGGGGUCUGCCUUGAAAGCAAAAAACGCCACAGACGGGUAGAUCGCAUUCGGGUUAUUAUAUAACAACAGACAAUACAGUCAUAUUUUGUAAUACCAGGGCGCAUAUUUAAAUUGAAUCCUUGGCUAGAAAAACAAAAACCAAAAAAAAAAAAAAAAAACCACAAGCUUGUAAAAUAAUAGCCAGGAGCACAGCAUAGCAUCAUAUAUGUAUGGCACUGCUGCUGUAAAUGCAAUGUCAUUAACAAAGAUGUGAUGUUUGCUGUUAUUGUACCGGUAAUAUAGCAAAACUGUAAACAUCUGUACAAAAAUACAUCCUGUGUAUUUGAAAUUUGGAUUGGUUAACGGCCAACUGUCAGCUUCGUUUUUAGUUAUUCUGAACAGCGUACAUACUCGGUACUUCCUCAAAACAGGUCUGUACCGGAUUCUGUAUUAUUUUCAUCAGUGCGAAUUAUUCCAUGACUGAAUACGACCAAACAAUCAAUAAACACGACAAUAGUGGUAUAGGUGUUUGAAAAAAAACAAAAAAAAGCAACGACUUCAUUGCGAAAUUGGCUGUACACCUUCAUAUUUACAACAACACUCAUAUGUUUGCAGGGUGUCUCGUUCAAAUCUGACAAUGCAGUACUAGUAGUACACGUGAUGUUUGGCUAAUAUUUUGCAAUAUAUGCAAUUUAGUACUUUUAAUCUGCUGAAAUGUAUUAUUAUUAAGCUUGUCUAGCAUCAUUGUGAUUACGUUUUUAUUUUAUUAAAAUACACGCACAAAUACAUAUAUGGCGAAAAGCGUGCCAUAAAUGUUAGUGUUUAGUUUGAAAUAGGCUUGUGGCCGGAACUAUAUAAUUGUAAUUAUUAUACAAGCAACAUAAAGCCAAAUAUUUUAAUUGUUGUUAUUUUAUAAUUUGACAAGGCAUUCGCUAUUUUAUUUUUCUUAUUAAAAAAAUAAAUGAAAAAGCUGCUAUUUAGUUAACAUGUCUUCUAUAUGAAAUUGUUUUACAUUUUAAAUGCGUGUUUGGUUGCUAUGUUACAAUAAAAAGUCUACAAAAUAGUAUUAUAGUGCAUUAAGAAACUACAGUAUUUUGUUUUGGUUACAGGACGUAACGGUAAAUCCAUUCAAAACAGUAUUCGGGCAUAUCUGUUUACCUUUUCUCAAUAGUAAUAAUAAUAACCUUUAAAGCCAACCACAUUGUUUACAAUAUUGUUAUAAAAAACAAAACGACAAGUAAAAUAUUAGCCGUACUCUGACAUUACAUUGCUAAAAAUAAUAUUAAUAAUAUCACCCCGUCUGUGGUUGGUUCGCGAUAUUCCUGUGAUUCGGGUCUGAAUUUGGUCGUUUUAAUUGAUAUUAGUACCGGUACGGCAUACAACAUAAACAUGGCCUCGGUUCGGUUCACCGUGACGCCGACCAAAGCGGAGGACGUACCGGGCCUGCCAGACACCUCCCCCGAUGUCAGCUCGCGGUCCAGUUCGCGGGUACGGUUCGGCUCCCGGGAGAGUGUGAGUCGGAGCGAGCCGCUGAGCGAGGGGUCCGGAGCGCUCACCACGUCUGUCGGCACAACCGGAGCUGAAACGCCCGAUAGGAGCGCCGUGGGGACCGAACCAGUCGACAGUCACCCAAAGGCUUCCAAUCUCUACAUCAAUAACUCUCACUAUGUGGAUGAUGAUGACUUCUAUGAUCGAAAUCUGGCUCUGUUUGAGGAAGAGAUGGACACUCGGCCCAAAGUGUCGUCUCUCCUCAGCCACCUGGCGAAUUACACCAACCUGACGCAGGGCGCCAAGGAGCAUGAGGAGGCGGAGAGCAUCGAGGGGGACAAGAGGAAACCCACCAAGUCUCCUAAGAUGGGCACCUUCAUGGGCGUGUACCUGCCCUGCCUUCAGAACAUCUUCGGGGUGAUCCUGUUCCUGAGACUCACCUGGGUGGUGGGGACGGCCGGCGUGCUCCAGGCUCUGCUCAUCGUGCUAAUCUGCUGCUGCUGUACCCUGCUUACAGCCAUUUCUAUGAGUGCAAUUGCAACCAAUGGGGUGGUGCCAGCGGGCGGUUCAUACUUCAUGAUCUCUCGUUCUCUGGGUCCUGAGUUUGGGGGUGCGGUGGGUCUGUGUUUUUAUCUGGGCACCACCUUCGCUGGAGCCAUGUACAUCCUGGGAGCCAUCGAGAUCUUCCUGAUGUACAUCGUCCCUGCAGCUGCUAUCUUCCGCUCGGAGAGUGAGGACGGCGAGGCGGCUGCGAUGCUCAAUAACAUGCGAGUGUACGGGACGUGCUUCUUGGUGCUCAUGGGGCUGUUGGUGUUCGUGGGGGUGAAGUACGUCAACAAGCUGGCCUCGCUGUUCCUGGCCUGUGUGGUCAUCUCCAUCCUGUCCAUCUACACCGGGGCGUUCAAGUCAGCCUUCGCACCGCCCCACUUUCCGGUGUGCAUGCUGGGUAACCGCACCCUGUCUCAUGUGGAGAUGAGCGUCUGUGCGAAGUCGGUGAUCCGUGACAACGAGACGGUCCCCACGAGGCUCUGGAGCUCCUUCUGCCAGGCCCUUUCCUCCUCCUCCUCCUCCUCCUCUUCCUCGCUGCUCAACGCCACCUGUGACGAGUACUUCAGCCAGAGCAACCUGACUGAGAUCCAGGGCAUCCCGGGGGUCGCUAGCGGGGUCAUAGCAGAAAACCUGUGGAGUGCUUACCUCAGCAAAGGGGAGGUGCUUGAGAAGGGAUCCCUCCCCUCUCCCGCUGUUUCAGGAUCCCCGUCCAAUCGCUUUCCGUACGUGUUCGCUGACAUCACCACCUCAUUCACUCUGCUGGUUGGCAUAUUCUUUCCGUCUGUCACAGGGAUCAUGGCUGGCUCCAAUCGAUCAGGUGAUCUGAAAGAUGCUCAAAAAUCCAUUCCCCUCGGAACCAUCCUGGCAAUUCUGACAACUUCCCUAGUUUAUCUGAGUAACGUUGUUCUGUUUGGGGCCUGUAUUGAAGGUGUAGUAUUGAGAGACAAGUUCGGAGAUUCGGUGCAGGGUAACCUUGUCGUUGGAAUCCUGUCUUGGCCCUCCCCCUGGGUCAUUGUGAUUGGCUCUUUCUUCUCCACCUGUGGGGCGGGGCUACAGAGUCUGACCGGAGCGCCCAGACUUCUGCAGGCCAUAGCGAAGGACAAUAUCAUCCCGUUUCUCAGGGUAUUCGGUCAUGGCAAAGCGAAUGGUGAGCCCACCUGGGCCCUGUUGCUGACUGCUCUGAUUGCAGAGCUGGGGAUCCUCAUUGCCUCUCUGGACCUGGUGGCUCCAAUCCUGUCCAUGUUUUUUCUGAUGUGCUACCUGUUUGUAAACCUGGCCUGCGCUGUACAGACUUUACUACGAACCCCCAACUGGAGACCGAGAUUCACAUACUAUCACUGGACGCUGUCGUUUCUCGGAAUGAGUAUCUGUUUGGCGCUGAUGUUCAUCUCAUCCUGGUACUACGCCAUCGUUGCCAUGGUGAUCGCAGGCAUGAUCUACAAGUACAUUGAAUAUAAUGGAGCUGAGAAGGAGUGGGGAGAUGGGAUCAGAGGCCUGUCUCUCAGUGCUGCUCGCUACGCUCUGCUCAGACUAGAAGAAGGGCCUCCCCACACCAAGAACUGGAGACCUCAGCUCUUGGUCCUGUUGAAGCUGGAUGAAGACCUCCAUGUAAAGUACCCUCGGCUCUUGACUUUUGCCUCUCAGCUGAAGGCCGGUAAGGGUUUGACCAUCGUGGGAUCGGUCAUCGUUGGGAACUUCCUGGAGAGCUACGGAGAAGCGCUGGCGGCCGAACAGACUCUGAAGCAUCUCAUGCAGCAGGAGAAGGUGAAGGGCUUCUGCCAGCUGGUGGUAGCAGUGAAGGUGAGGGAGGGCAUCUCACACCUCAUUCAGUCCUGCGGUCUGGGAGGCAUGAAGCACAACAGCGUGGUGAUGGGCUGGCCGCAGGGCUGGAGGCAGAGCGAGGACCCCCGAGCCUGGAAGACCUUCAUCAACACUGUGCGCUGCACCACGGCCGCUCACCAGGCCCUGCUGGUCCCCAAGAACAUCUCCCUGUUCCCCUCGAACUCGGAGCAGCUCUCGGAGGGCAGCAUCGACGUGUGGUGGAUCGUGCACGACGGGGGCAUGCUGAUGCUGCUGCCCUUCCUGCUGCGCCAGCACAAGGUGUGGAAGAAGUGUCGCAUGCGGAUCUUCACAGUGGCUCAGAUGGAAGACAACAGCAUCCAGAUGAAGAAGGACCUGGCCACCUUCCUGUACCAGCUGAGAAUGGAGGCUGAGGUGGAGGUGGUGGAGAUGCACGACAGUGAUAUCUCAGCCUACACUUAUGAACGAACCCUGAUGAUGGAGCAGAGAUCCCAGAUGCUGAGGCAAAUGAGGCUGUCCAAAUCUGACAGGGAGAGAGAGGCAGCGCUGGGGGAUUCAAGCAGGAAAGUGUCAGAUGCCUUCCCUUCACGACCCUACCUCAGCGACAGUACUAGAAACAUUCAGGCUCAGUUAGUGAAGGACAGGAAUUCGAUGCUCCGCUUGACCAGUAUCGGCUCGGACGAUGAUGAUGAGACGGACAGUGGUGCCGGGGGUCCGGAGCGGACUGACCGCGUCCACAUGACCUGGACCAAGGAGAAGCACCUGGCCUCGCGGGGGGUCAAAGCGGGGGGGGGGAGCGGCACCCCAGAGGGGUUCAGAGACAUGCUGAGCAUCCGUCCUGACCAGUCGAAUGUGCGCCGCAUGCACACAGCAGUGAAGCUGAAUGAGGUCAUCGUCAACAAGUCCCAUGAUGCUCGCCUCGUGCUGCUCAACAUGCCGGGACCUCCCCGCAACCCAGAGGGGGACGAGAACUAUAUGGAAUUCCUUGAAGUUUUAACAGAAGGUCUAGAACGAGUGCUAUUGGUCAGAGGAGGAGGAAGUGAGGUCAUCACGAUUUAUUCCUAAUAUUUGCCCAGCAACAGGGGUGGGGCCAAUAGAACAUGAAGAGGCGGGGCUUAAAGAGGAGUCCUUACCCUCUUUGUUUAAGCCCCUCCCACACUUCGACACUUUAAAAAUGAUUACAUAUAUUGAAGACGGAGGGACAUUUUUUGUUUAAAAAAGGGAUUUCUUUGUUGUUUUUGUCUUUUUAAAGUUGAACGCACUUCUAAAUGUCUUCAAUAAAAAUGCAUUUUUCUUUUUA